Molecule: messenger RNA, 1071 nt
Organism: Pochonia chlamydosporia 170
Lineage: Eukaryota; Fungi; Ascomycota; Sordariomycetes; Hypocreales; Clavicipitaceae
Product: short-chain dehydrogenase
Exons: 2
Coding region: 1-1071 (356 amino acids)
Biological process (GO): secondary metabolic process
Source: RefSeq, a predicted model, not a curated record
AUGCCAUCCAUCAGCAUCAUCCAAUCUGCAAUAGCAGACUUACCGAAUGGCCCGCCGGUAGUUGCCGCCAUACCAGGAGGAACAACCGGCAUCGGCUCCUACAUCGCCAAAAGUCUAGCAACAGUCUUUUCCAAACACGGAUCCAAAUUACGCGUCUACAUUGUCGGUCGCAAUGCCGAAAGAGGCCAAAAAGUAAUCUCUGAAGGCCGCGAGAUUAGUCCAGGCUCCGAAUGGCGUUUUGUACAGGCCACGGAUCUGGCUUUGAUCAGCGAAGUUGAUAACUGCUGCGCGGAAAUCAUCAAACAGGAAACGGAGGCGCCGUUCCAUGGUGGCCCUGCUCGUCUUGACCUGUUGUACAUGACGCACUGUUAUCCCAUACUAAAGGAACGAACUACUACCAAAGAAGGGCUCGACGCUUUCAUAUCCACGACAUACUACUCCCGCAUACGAUUCAUCAUGCAACUAAUGCCACUACUUACUGCGUCCACUGUGCCAGGUCACGUCAUCUCAGUCUACGCAGGUGGUUUUGAAGACGGCACCCGCCCGGGCGACUUGCCCAUUGGCUGUCCGCCAGAUUCUACCUACGGCGUAACCAGCGUGCGCAAGCAUACUACUUUCAUGAAGACUUUCCUUUUUGAAGAACUUGCUGAGAAGUAUGCCGGCAAGCUCAGUCUGACACAUAUAUACCCAGGCCUCGUUGAUGGACCUACGUUUUACAGUCCAGAGAUGCCAGGCUGGUUUAGGGUGCUGUGGUGGUUGUUCAAGCCUCUCGCCAAACUGUACAUGACGUCUCCCCAGGUUUGUGGCGACGUGACAGUUUACCUUGCUACUUCGAGAUAUCCGGCAAAGGGACAGAUAAAGGAUAGCAAGCGGCUAAUGAAUGGGGUACAUAUUGCAAGUAGUUCCAAGGCAGAACCAGGUGGUGGAGCAUACACUGUUGGACAGAGGGGUGAUGCCAGCGAUAAAAUCAGCUAUGAGAAAGUUCGUAAGGAGGGAUUGAGUAAACAGGUCUGGGAUCACACCAUGGACACCUUGGAACGAAUUGAGAAGCAGAAUGCAAAGGGGAGCUAG